AUACACAGAUAGAUACACACACGUAUGAGUAGACUUACACAACCCAAAUUGAAAUGACAUGAUUAAUCAAAUUUAAGAAAGUCACGAAAUCCCAUCUGUGUCUUUGUGUGGUGUGGCAUCCUAGAUGAGAUGACCAAAAUAAAGUAAAAUAAGUCUCAUAAUUCUGCCCGGUGACCUAACCAAACACACCCAACAAUUAAAUAAUUUCAUUUCGCAAUUUUCCAUCAUAUAUAACUCUAAUAAUUUAUGUUUUUUUUUUAAUUCAUGCUAUUCUUGCUCCUCCUGCUUCUUCUCCCAUCUAUGCUUCUUUCGACUAGAUUUAAGCCCAAUUUUUGAGUCCGGUAGAGACCCUCCUUCUCCCUCUACCUCUUCGUGAGUUCGCGAGAGACGGCUGAUUGUAGUCGAUGUAUUCAAUCUAUUGUGUUUGUUUUGAUGUCUCAGUCACUUCCUCUUGAUCUGCGUUUGAAAGAAUUGUAUCAAAUUUUCUGGGUUUGAAUUUUUACAUAGUUUAUACACUUCGCUGUGGAACUGGGGCUGUGAAGAAUUUGUGUAAUUUUUUAAAGAUCUCUGAUGGAAAAUAUGAACUUGUGUUAUUUGUUGAAGCUCUUUUAACAGGGUGGUAACAUUCCCAGUGGUCUAUAAAUUAUCGAUAAACGACUUCAUAUAAAGGAUCAAGAAAACCUAGCACUUGAUUCUGCCAUUUCUCCUUACAUACCACUUUGGGCGGUUCAAUGUCUUUCCGCAGUAUAGCUCGGGAUUUGAGAGAGAGUUUUGGCAGCCUAUCGAGGCGGAGUUUUGAUGUGAGGUUGCCUGGACAUUAUAGGGGGAAAUCACAUGGUUCAUUUAAUGACUUGAGUGACCAGCCUUUGGUGAUUCAGAACAGCAGGUGGGCUAAUCUGCCUCCUGAGCUACUUUACGAUGUAAUUAGGAGGUUGGAGGAGAGCGAGAGCACGUGGCCCACUCGGAAACAUGUAGUUGCGUGUGCAGCUGUUUGCCGGUCUUGGAGGAGCAUGUGCAAGGAAAUAGUUAAAAAUCCGGAAUUUUGUGGAAAACUUACUUUUCCGGUUUCUCUUAAGCAGCCUGGGUCUCGUGAUGGAACUAUUCAGUGCUUCAUUAAGCGAGACAAAUCUAAUUUAACCUACCAUCUGUUUUUGUGUCUUAGUCCUGCUUUGCUAGUUGAAAAUGGGAAGUUUCUUCUGUCUGCUAAAAGAACUCGAAGAACAACUUGUACAGAGUACGUCAUCUCUAUGGAUGCAGAUAACAUCUCCAGAUCAAGUAGCACAUACAUUGGUAAACUAAGAUCAAAUUUUCUGGGUACGAGGUUUUUGAUAUACGACACACAGCCUCCACAUGCUUGUUCACACAUCCCGCCGCCGGGGAGGUCGAGCCGCCGGUUCUACUCCAAGAAAGUAUCUCCGAAAGUACCAACUGGGAGUUACAACAUAGCUCAAAUCACAUACGAGCUGAACGUGCUUGGGACGCGCGGUCCACGGAAGAUGAACUGCAUUAUGCACUCAAUCCCCGCGGCAUCCCUCGAACCCGGUGGUGUGGUGCCUGGGCAUCCGGAACUUCUCCCGAGAUCCCUAGAAGACUCGUUCCGGAGCAUCUCAUUCUCAAAGUCUAUGGACCACUCCACUGAAUUCAGCAGCUCGAGAUUCUCCGAUAUGGCCCGGCUGUCGAACGAGGACGACAACAGUAAAACACGGCCCUUGGUUCUGAAGAACAAGUCCCCCCGAUGGCACGAGCAGCUGCAGUGCUGGUGCCUCAACUUCCGGGGACGGGUGACGGUCGCAUCGGUGAAGAAUUUUCAGCUGAUCGCCUCGACACAACCAGCCGCCGCUGGCGCCCCGACGACUUCCCAGCCGGCCCCGUCGGAGCACGACAAAAUAAUUCUGCAGUUUGGUAAGGUUGGGAAGGACAUGUUCACCAUGGAUUAUAGAUAUCCGUUGUCAGCAUUUCAGGCAUUUGCAAUCUGCCUGAGCAGCUUUGACACUAAACUGGCUUGUGAAUAGACGAAAUUUCCCCUGGCUUGCUUCUAACUCAACCCAUGCAAACUGUAAGUUGGUGUUUGUAGCUCUUUGUUUCUGGAUAUUGAUCUUCUCCUUCUUUAGGGAGGAUGGUGAUGGUGAUGGUGAUGGUGAUGGUGAUUAUGUUAGUUUGUAUUUUCUUUGCCACCAUAAUUUGAUCCCCAGCUUUGCCAGAAAUAAGAUUUCCUUCAUCA
This is a messenger RNA of Salvia miltiorrhiza (redroot sage), 2221 nucleotides long. RefSeq names its product tubby-like F-box protein 8. The record is from RefSeq and is a predicted model, not a curated record. Gene Ontology annotation, molecular function: protein binding. Lineage: Eukaryota; Viridiplantae; Streptophyta; Magnoliopsida; Lamiales; Lamiaceae. The transcript is spliced from 6 exons. Bases 732 to 2012 code for a protein of 426 amino acids.